AUGGACCCCCUGUCUAUCGCCGCUUCUUUAGCUGGUCUCAUCACCAUAUCAACCCAGAUCGUCGGUAUCAUCCAGACCAUAAACUCGAAGAACAAUAAAGAGCUAGACUCGCUCUCGAGAGAGGUCCACGCUGUGAGGGGAAUUCUAUCGCAAAUCCAACAAAUUGUACAAUUCCAGUCCGCCAAAGCCGCAAAGAACUCAGAAUGGCUUAAUGCACUCAACACUACUUUGGAUGACUGUGGUGAUACGUAUCUACAGCUGGAAAAGUCCUUGAAAGGACUGGUUUCAAGCUCAAGACUCGAGGCACUCAAGAAGAAAGUCAAGUGGACGCUCAAAGAGAAGGACAUCCAAGACUCAUUGAGAAAGGUCGAGAGCUACAAGCUUUCGCUAGAUUUGUUAUUGUCUGUUCAGACGAGUACCACAACGAGCAACAUUGAAGAUGUGGUGGUUCAACUUCAAAAGAAGUUACUACUCACAUCCCCCGCUGCUCCCACGACUCGGACACCUUUGUCAUGGAGAAAGAAGCUAGCGGGUUUCGAGGCAGACCCUUCAACCUCGCAAACAAGCGAUUUCGAAGAUACACAGUCAGAUGCAGAGAGCUCCACGGCCGAUGUUUCAUACGUCAUCCCGGGGCCAAAUACCACUGACUGGACUGAUCCCGGCAUUUUCGGAAUAAACCAGGACGAAGGCAAAGAUGCCCCUGAUCUCAACAGCCCAGGGCUUGUUUGUAUAUGUGAAAUAUCUGUCGGACAGAAGAAGAUCAGCCUCUUCUGUAGCUGGGAGAGACAUCCAGCGAACGAGAUGCUUACGCCUAUUCGAGCACAUAUUUUAUUCAAAGGGCCCACACCUGGAGAUUUGUAUUUCAUGCAGCUGGAAGAAUCUUUUAUGAUACAACCGGUCGAGCGCUUUUUUGUCCCAGUAGGGAAAUGCAGUCUUAUCAUUGCUCAAUGCAACGUUAAGGGUGGCGUGUGUCCCCUGAGCGAGCUUGACAAACGUGAUGAUAAUGAGCAGUUCAAUCUCGCCCUUGAAGAAUUUGCAUUGAAAUCCAACCCAGGGUCUCAACAGGUGCUCGUAAAUUUUGACAGUCUCCAAGAUCGUGAGAAAUUCUUAAACCAUCUCUAUGGUAUCCGAUAUCUUCAACGCAUGGAUCUUCCAUUUGCCCUUUCCAACCAGUUCUAUCAUCAUUCGCCCUAUCAAAAAAGGAUUCAAAACGUGCAAAUAGGGUACGCGAAUGGGACUGAAAAGUCAUACAUCUAUCCCUAUCUAUAUCUCGAUUAUCCUGUAGAGGGUGAAUCUCUCAUGCUUGUGUGUGGAACCAAACCCAAUAACAACAAGGCGGUGGUAUUCAAGGAAAACAUCCUUGAACUCGAUAUCGAGAUAGUAGGGUCUGAAGCCCUUGUCUUCACGAAUCAGGAUGGGAAAGCCAUACAUACCAUAUCAGCAACUCUCGGCUCUCUAGACGAGCUUGUUCAUUUGUAUCACCGCCUACAAGAUGCCACUAGAGAAUGGAAAUCAAUCGGAGCGAAAGGGGUGGACAAUUUCGAGACUAAAGCCGAAUGGCUGGUUGAGAAUCUCGAGUUCCUCAAGGAUUCUCUAGCUAAAACAUGUUCCUUUAACAAUGUUCUCGUUGCCGUUCAAGUGGAUCGUUUCUCAAAACGAAUGAAGAUGGAAAUCUCAAGAAAAGAUUCACAGGAGAGAUUGGCUUCCUGUCACGUCAUGACUUCAUCUAUCCUGUUCUACAAAGAGCACUUCCGAACAGACUCACCAGACUUCUUCAUUGAUCCCGUCAUGCAAACUGGUUUCUGGGACUUGACACAUGGCACUGCUACGCCUGACAAUUUUCAAGUAGGACAGGUCAAGAUUCAUGGCGCCAAGGCAGCGGAGGUAUGUGACGAGCUGGAAGAAAUUGUGGAAAAUUGCAAAACAGAUACCGAAGAUGCACAGAAGAACUUCUUAAAAACGAUCGUUUAA
Molecule: messenger RNA, 1971 nt
Organism: Penicillium samsonianum
Lineage: Eukaryota; Fungi; Ascomycota; Eurotiomycetes; Eurotiales; Aspergillaceae
Exons: 10
Coding region: 1-1971 (656 amino acids)
Source: RefSeq, a predicted model, not a curated record